UGAACCUCACAGACAUGCACACACACAUAUGCUCAUGCACAUACAACGGCACACUGCAUUCAGACAUCCAGCGGAGCACAAAGCUCAUGAAAGGACAUAAAGAUCAGCAAAUACUUAGAUUGGAUGAGAUUUUGGAUGCCUUUCCCUGUGUACAGACUGCAGCUCUUUGUCGUGCAGAUAUUUACAGUUCGUUUGACUUUUCUCAGGGAUUGCAGCUGUACCUCUCACUCUGACUGAAGCUUAUCAAGGUUACACCGAGACUCCGCUCUGUUGACUGACCCAGCUGCUGCUUUUAGCCAUGAGGCUGCUCUGCGGUCUGCUGCUGCUGCUGUUCUUGGGAAUCUGGGCAGCCGAGGCACGAAAGGGUGAAAAGGGGAACGGACGUCGAAAGCGGGGUCGAGAGCGGAAAAGUACCGUCAAGCGGUACGCUGUACAUUGCAAAGCAUUUUCAGCUAACCAAGAGAAAUUCUUGGACUGUCAAGAACGUCAACUGACAGCUGUAUUGUUGGGUUGGCCAGAGGAUAUUGAUCAUCUUCUGUUGGCAAAGAACAGGAUCAAGGUGCUGCGGGACAAUACCUUCAGUCAAUUCCGCAACCUGAGGAGCCUGGAUCUGCAGCAGAAUGAAAUAUUGCGCAUUGAGGAAGGAGCAUUCAACGGCUUGGGCAAACUCACCACUUUACUGUUGCAGCACAACCGUCUGCAGGUGGUGAGCGAAAGCAUGCUAAUUCCUAUGCCUCAACUCAAGUACCUCCGCCUCUAUGACAACCCCUGGAGGUGUGACUGCCAGCUAGACAGUCUAGUAAGGUUCAUACAGGUACCCAGUAACCGCAACAUUGGCAAUUUUGCCAGGUGCGCAGAGCCUGUAUCGUUCUCUGGGAGGCAGCUUAAGAAGCUGGAUGCAGAACUGCUAUGCACCCCUCAGAAGCAGAACAUAUCACAGCAACCAGACCAUCAGCCACUUCCAGCUCCACAAAGGCAAUCUGACGCAACCACUCUGUGCCACACCUAUAUGCACCCUGUACCCCGCCUGGACUGCAGGAACAAAGAACUUAAAACUGUGCCAGCAGAUAUCACAGUGGAUAUUGUGAGAUUGGAUCUAUCCAGAAACAACAUCAAGCAGCUGAGACCUAAGGAGUUUGUAACCGUUAUAGACUUAAAAAUCCUGAACCUGAGCAGCAACAGUCUGGAACGCAUUGACACGGCUGCCUUUGCAGGCCUGCUGCAUUUGGGAGAGCUGGACCUUUCCAACAACAGUCUGCGAUAUUUCCAAUAUGGUGUUUUGGAGGAUCUGUACUUUCUGAAGAAACUGUCUCUGGGGGACAACCCCUGGAUCUGUGAUUACAACAUUCACUACUUGAUCUACUGGCUAAAGCACCACCGUGGAGUGUCCUACACAGGUCUGGUGUGCAGUGAACCAGAGGAGUUUCGGGGAUGGCUGGUGGAGAACUAUGUGAAGACCUACAACGCAGACUGUCCUACAGACAUGUCGCAUAAUCAGUUACCUGGCACUGACCCUGCGGGCACCACAGCUCAGGAACUCACUGCUGAGAUAGAUGAAGCUGAGCUGGUUUCAGAUUUGGGGCCAAGACCUUACAGAGUACCAAAGAAAUUUGAGAUCAUCCGUCUAUCUUAAGGCAGAAAAUGUGAUACUGUAAUGCUGUUGGGAAUGCUGUCCUAUUUUAUCAUGAACAAAUCAUUUUCCCAGCAUAAUUCUGACUGUAUCAGAAAUGAAACGUUAAUAUACUGUUUUUGCAGAUUCUUUGAAUCCAAUCAGAAUUCUAGCAGAUGAUGUUUACGUUUUUCGUUCUGAAUUUUUUUUAUGAGUAAUUUUGUAAAUUGAAUUAUGAUAAAUAAAAGUACAGUUGAUUUUUUUUA
Molecule: messenger RNA, 1875 nt
Organism: Myxocyprinus asiaticus (Chinese sucker)
Lineage: Eukaryota; Metazoa; Chordata; Actinopteri; Cypriniformes; Catostomidae
Gene: lrrc17
Product: leucine rich repeat containing 17
Exons: 4
Coding region: 299-1633 (444 amino acids)
Cellular component (GO): plasma membrane
Molecular function (GO): protein binding
Source: RefSeq, a predicted model, not a curated record